Penicillium macrosclerotiorum is the source of this 879-nucleotide messenger RNA. Its product is annotated as putative RNA binding protein. The record is from RefSeq and is a predicted model, not a curated record. The transcript has 6 exons. Lineage: Eukaryota; Fungi; Ascomycota; Eurotiomycetes; Eurotiales; Aspergillaceae. Gene Ontology annotation, cellular component: nucleus. Gene Ontology annotation, biological process: mRNA export from nucleus. The coding region runs from base 1 to 879 and encodes 292 amino acids. Gene Ontology annotation, molecular function: mRNA binding.
AUGGAUCGGAGUCUCGACGAGAUCAUCGCUGAAGAUACACCUUACACACAAGACCGUGUCGAUCUAAACCUCGACUGGGUGCACGAUAAGUACGAAGAUGACCGAGAGGCUCGCCCAUCUCGUGGACCUCGCCGCGGUCGCCGUUCCACAUCGCCCGAUCGUGGCCCUGCCUUGACCAAGGUCCGCGUUGACAACCUUCAUUACGACAUUACAGAGAGUGAUCUGGAGGAUCUCUUUAGUAAAAUCGGCCCUGUCUCCGCCCUGUCCCUCAACUAUGACCGCGCUGGACGCUCUGAGGGCGUUGCUUUCAUCACAUACACCCACCUGCGAGAUGCCCACGAAUCUCUCCGCGAAUUCGAUGGCGCCAACGCCAAGGGUCAGCCCAUUCGUCUCACCCUUGUCCCCGGCCGCCGGGAACGCAACGCCAACACCCUAUUCGACCGUAUCGAGCGCCCUGGCCGUGACGCUCGCAGUAUGAGCCCUGCCAGCGACGCCGAGGACGGAUCCCGACGUCGUCGCGAUGGAGGUCGUGCGCGCCGCAGUGAUGUUACCAAGCCCGCCCCCGAACAUAUCGACCGGUACGUUCCUGGCAAACGCUCGCCGACUCGUCGGAACGGGGGUGGUCGUCGUGCCGGUGGGCGCGACAACCGUGCUCGCAAUGCGGAGGACGGCGGUGGACGUCGUAAUGCGAACGGUCGCCCGCGCAAGACCCAGGAGGAGCUGGACCAGGAGAUGGAUGACUACUGGGGCAACAACAACGCCGGUGCCGAGGCUACGGACAAGCCAGCCAGUCAACCUGCCGACCAGGCUGUGCCGGCCGCUGCGGCUUCUGCUGUGGCACCUGCAGCUGCAGACGACGACAUCGACAUGAUCGAGUGA